UCACACAUCACCAACGCUACAACACAGCAGGAACUAUCGAUUCCUCGACACGAGCCAUGGAAGGCCCCAUCGCAUCCGCCGUCGUCAUCCCCGACCCAGAACCCUCACCACCGCCCGCAGCCUCGCCGCUCACCACCACCGCACACAAACGCCGCCAAUCCUCCACCUCCGACGACGCCACAAAGCGCCCGCGACUCACCAUCGACGAUGCCCCUGCCGACCGCCAAAACCCAACCAAAGAGCCCAAAGCACCCGUCCCCGUGCGCCGCGAGCGAGGCAGAGAGCGCAGACUAUUCGGCGCAGCCCUAGGCGCACUAUCCCAGAACUCAGCAACGGCCGCGCAGAAACGCCGCUCAGAGAUCGAGAAGCGGCAGCUGACGCAGCGCAAGCUCGACGAGGAGGAGAGCGAGCAGAGGAAGGCGGAGCGCGCGGCUAGGCGCAAGGCGCAGCGGUGGAGGGAACACCAGCGUUUUGAACGGGAUGCGAUGCGAAUACGGCACGAGAGUCUGGUUAGCAUGGCGCACUUCCUCUGGACGGAGACGGAGCCGCGACUGCACUACAAACCAUGGGAGACGACCGCCGAAGAAGAUGACCGUAUCCAUGACCAGAUUGCCGACGCACACGAGACUGUCAGACGAGAAACAGAGGACUACGAGGCUCGUCAGGCACAAGAAACCCAGCGCGAACGGCGUGCCUCUCGUGGUGGUGUGGAGAACGGACAUGCCAUGGACACGGACAAGAGAGACGACAUAGACGCUUCCGAACACCUACUUGCGAGCAAUCGAGGCGCGAACGGCAAUGGCGCGCCUCCAGAGGACGAUGACAUGAAAGACGACCACCAUGCAGAAACUCCUGCGGAUGAUGUGGUGAUGGAGGGACAUGCUGCUGAACCCCAGCAGAGCAGUUUACAAACUCACAACGCUGCUGUCGAUGCCAUCACACAAGAUACCAUCGAUGAGAUGGGCGAAGAAAUCGUCGAGGCCACAGAGGAUACAGUCAUCUAUUGAAAGUUUCCCGUCUCUACGUACACCCACGGUAGUCAGCCCAUUGGCUUUUUUGACACGCAAGAGCGAUCUCAGUCCAUGUAUCCACCAAUACCACAGGCAGCAUUUCCGUCUCAAUCUCAACCCCCUAAAACCAGACAUCUCCUACACAACCUACAAACUACUCUUCCCAGCCUUCCCCUCGCCCACCAACCCCUGCCCCUCCAACCACUUCCCCAAAAUCUCAUUAACC
Dothidotthia symphoricarpi CBS 119687 is the source of this 1236-nucleotide messenger RNA. RefSeq lists its product as uncharacterized. NCBI's taxonomy places the organism in Eukaryota, Fungi, Ascomycota, Dothideomycetes, Pleosporales, Dothidotthiaceae. The coding region runs from base 57 to 1007 and encodes 316 amino acids. The record is from RefSeq and is a predicted model, not a curated record. Gene Ontology annotation, cellular component: catalytic step 2 spliceosome. The transcript is spliced from 3 exons.